AUGUCCGUUACAUUACAUUUAAGAGCUGAAACUAAACCAUUGGAGGCGAGAGCUGCUUUGACGCCAACCACUGUGAAACAUUUAAUCAAAAAAGGGUUUAAGAUCUAUGUGGAAGAUUCACCGCAAUCAACAUUUGGUAUCGAUGAAUAUAAGAAAAGUGGUGCUCACAUUGUACCUGCUGGUUCUUGGAUUGAAGCUCCAAGAGAUAGAAUUAUUAUUGGAUUGAAAGAAAUGCCAGAAGAAGAUAGAUUCCCUCUUGUUCAUCAGCAUAUUCAAUUUGCUCAUUGUUACAAAAAUCAAGCGGGUUGGGAAAAUGUUUUGAAAAGAUUUAUAAAUGGACAAGGUAUACUUUAUGAUUUAGAAUUUUUAGAAAAUGAUCAAGGCCGUAGAGUAGCUGCAUUUGGAUUUUAUGCAGGGUUUGCAGGGGCUGCCAUUGGCUUAAAAGAUUGGUGUUUUAAGAUAUUGAAUUCUGUUGAUGAAGAUCUAGGACCAAUUGUUCCAUAUCCAAAUGAAUCUUCUCUAAUCAAAGAUUUGAAGAAUUAUUACACUAGAGCAGUUAAGAAAAAUAAUGGAGUGGCUCCAAAAAUUUUAAUUAUUGGUGCAUUAGGCAGGUGUGGCUCAGGUGCAAUUGAUUUCUUGAAGAAAAUUGGUGUUCCAGAUAGAAAUAUAAUCAAAUGGGAUAUGAAUGAAACUAAAAAAGGUGGUCCUUUCAAAGAAAUUGUAGAUUCUGAUAUCUUCAUAAAUUGCAUAUAUUUAUCAAAACCAAUUCCUCCCUUUGUAAAUGAUAAAAUACUGAACAAUCCACAUAGAAAAUUAACUACUGUAGUUGAUGUUUCUGCAGACACUACAAAUCCACAUAAUCCAAUCCCAAUUUAUAAUAUUGCUACAGUAUUUAACAAACCAACAGUUACAGUGCCUACUACCCAAGGUCCAAAACUAUCUGUUGUUUCUAUCGAUCACUUGCCUUCUCUAUUACCGAGAGAGGCAUCCGAAGCCUUCUCACAUGAUCUAUUGCCAUCUUUGGAGUUACUACCACAGCAACACGUUGCCCCAGUGUGGACUAGAGCUUAUCAAUUAUUUAAAAUCCAUUCAGCUAGAGCAUACAGAGAAUCCAAAUUAUAA
Tetrapisispora phaffii CBS 4417 is the source of this 1122-nucleotide messenger RNA. It is a transcript of the gene LYS1, whose product is annotated as saccharopine dehydrogenase (NAD+, L-lysine-forming). The transcript has a single exon. The record is from RefSeq and is a predicted model, not a curated record. Bases 1 to 1122 code for a protein of 373 amino acids. Gene Ontology annotation, molecular function: saccharopine dehydrogenase (NAD+, L-lysine-forming) activity. Gene Ontology annotation, cellular component: cytoplasm. NCBI's taxonomy places the organism in Eukaryota, Fungi, Ascomycota, Saccharomycetes, Saccharomycetales, Saccharomycetaceae.